AUGUCGUCGACCGUGUCGAUCAAUCCCGCGGCCGCUCACGCGACCAUGUCGUUCGUCACCGCGGCCGCCAGGACGGCCUUCCAGUCCAGCCGGCUCCGGUACGUCAAGAUGGACGAAGCAAACGAAGACAUCAAGGCCUUCAUGCCCCAGGUGGAGGAUGAUCCAGUUACUCAGUGCUUAGCGAACCCGUCCCUUUUCCGGCCACAGGGGAAGAAGGAAAUCGAUUACUCAACACAGCAGUUUGCGAAGUCCUUGUUGGGCGUUGCGAUUUGUCUUCUGCCGGAGGAGGAGACGAAGCAAAAUAUGGAUGGAAAUGCAACAUCGUCCAACACCAGCGGCAAUGUGGCCACCGGCGAUCAAACCAACGGCAAGAAGACGGGCAAGACAGGCACAAUCGUUGGGAUCAUGUGUUUGGGAUGGGGAGGCAUCCCUGCAGCGACGGCGCACCAUCGCAAUGCGCAAUUGGGCAUCGUCUUGGCCGAUGCGUACCAGGGCCGUGGGUACGGGCGUGAAGCCAUCAACUGGAUGCUCGACUGGGCAUUUCACCAUGGCGGAUUGCACACAGUCAGCCUCGUAACGUACUCUUUUAACGAGCGAGGGCUGCAUCUCUACACCGAUAUCGGCUUCCAUCUCGAAGGACGACGGCGGCAAGUGGCAUGGUUCGACCGGAAAUGGUACGACGAGCUGCUGUUUGGCAUGACAGAAGAAGAAUGGGAAAGACUAAGGGGUCUGAAGUAG
Purpureocillium takamizusanense is the source of this 738-nucleotide messenger RNA. RefSeq lists its product as uncharacterized. Lineage: Eukaryota; Fungi; Ascomycota; Sordariomycetes; Hypocreales; Ophiocordycipitaceae. Bases 1 to 738 code for a protein of 245 amino acids. Gene Ontology annotation, molecular function: acyltransferase activity, transferring groups other than amino-acyl groups. The record is from RefSeq and is a predicted model, not a curated record. The transcript has a single exon.